Molecule: messenger RNA, 1310 nt
Organism: Nicotiana attenuata
Lineage: Eukaryota; Viridiplantae; Streptophyta; Magnoliopsida; Solanales; Solanaceae
Product: 4'-phosphopantetheinyl transferase HetI-like
Exons: 9
Coding region: 150-1112 (320 amino acids)
Cellular component (GO): cytosol
Molecular function (GO): magnesium ion binding; holo-[acyl-carrier-protein] synthase activity
Source: RefSeq, a predicted model, not a curated record
AAAGGGCUUCUUCUUCUUCUCUUCGUUUUUUUUGAACUAAUAGGGGGCUUCGUUUUGAAUUCUUUCAAAUUUUCGUAAUAUAGAGCUUGUCAAAGAGAAGAAAAAAGAUCCAAUUUUUAUAUUUCACACCGAAAAGAAAAAAUUCGUCUAUGCCACGUGGGUUUUACAGAAUGCGGUUGAAUUGUUUCAGUGAUAGUAAAUUCUUCAGUUCUUCAACCCCUUUGGCUCCCGUUCCACUUCCUUCUCCAAAGGAGACACAUCUUUGGUAUGUAAUACCAAAUGAAGUGAAGGGUGAAUCUCUUCUGAACAAAUAUAUGGAAAUUCUAUCACCAUGUGAGAAAGAACAUGUGUUUAGUAUGCGCGGAGAUGAGCCGAGGAAAAGUGCUUUACUCGCUCGUACGUUGGUUAGAACCACCAUUGCAAGAUAUCAGAUAAAUUCUUCGAUCCAGCCCAGAUCCCUCAAGUUUAGGAAGAGCAUUCAUGGGAAGCCUGAGGUAGAUUGGCAACACUGUGAUCAUUGUGAGCCUCCUCCUUUGCAUUUCAACAUCUCGCAUACAUCAUCUCUGAUAGCUUGUGGCGUGACAAUAGAUUCUCCUAUUGGUAUUGACGUGGAAGCAAAGCAAAGGCCUGUAAAGCACAAUGUUUUGACUUUAGCUAGAAGAUACUUCACUGAACAUGAACUUCACGUGUUGACUGCUAUUAAAGAUCCCCAUCUUCAGCAUCAGGAGUUUAUCAAAUUAUGGACACUAAAGGAGGCAUAUGUGAAAGCAUUGGGGAGAGGUUUCUCGGGUGCACCUUUCAAGACAUUUACAGUUCGUUUUGGGAGUGCUAUUGGAGAAAGCCCUCACCUGUCUCGAGAUUCAAAUACUGAGGCAUCUGAAAUAUCAGUGGAUAUGUUUGACGAUCCCAGUGAUCUAACAAGCAAUUGGCAGUUUAUGCUCCUGGAGUUGGCUGGUUCUCAUUAUGCUGCCAUUUGCACAGAAAAGGAUGUCACAAGUGAAGGUAAUAAUAAUGGUCCUAUGAAGUUAACAGUAUGGAAGACAAUUCCAUUUGUUGAAGACAAGUGUGUUUCUGGAACAGAGGCAGUUCGUGUACUUUGUGGCUUUAGAUAAUACAUACUACAUGCUGCUUGCUCUGUUGAAAAGUUCCAUCGAUGCACUGGAUAUCUAUAUAUUGGAUACAACAUGGAAAAAAUUGUAUUCUUCCCCAUGUUUGUGAUAUAAUUUGAAAUUUGCCAACUAAAUGGUCAUUGUGUCUUCUUUUGUGGGUAGCAGUCUUUGUGUUAUGACAUGUCAACUGCAUAUUGGCAC